This is a messenger RNA of Dalotia coriaria, 1742 nucleotides long. Its product is annotated as SET domain-containing protein SmydA-8-like. Gene Ontology annotation, molecular function: protein binding. The transcript is spliced from 2 exons. NCBI's taxonomy places the organism in Eukaryota, Metazoa, Arthropoda, Insecta, Coleoptera, Staphylinidae. The record is from RefSeq and is a predicted model, not a curated record. The coding region runs from base 65 to 1447 and encodes 460 amino acids.
AUCGAGCAGUUCGCAUUUCUACGACGCACGAGAAUUGAUCGCAUACAUCACGCCCGCCGUCGAUAUGCCCGUGUGCGCGUAUUGCGACCGCAGCGCGGAUUUAAAAUGCUCCUCCUGCGGUCUCGUCUACUACUGCGGCAAAGAACAUCAAAAACUCGCAUGGAAAUCGCACAAAUCCACGUGUGUCGCGUACAAAAUCGAAGAAAACGACCACCUAGGUAGAUACGCAGUGGCAAAUCGUGAUAUUCAACCCGGCGAUGUUAUUAUGAAGAAAACACCGCUUGUCGCCGGACCAAAAAUGAUCACAGUGCCGAUUUGUUUGGGCUGCCAUCGAAAACUACAACCAGAUCACGUUAAAUGCACCAAAUGUGCAUGGGGCUUGUGUAGUGCCGAAUGCGAAGAGUCCAAAUGGCAUAUACAUGAAUGUAAAUUACUCGCACGAGCCGGUGUGAAGCCACAAAUCAGAAAUCUGAAUGAAAAAUCAUCGAGUUACGCGUUAAUUCUACCACUACGAGCGUUACUGUUGAAAAACACGCACAAAAAACAAUUUGACGAGUUACUGGCGCUCCAGUCACAUAUUGAGAGCAAUAUGCCGAAACCAAUCUACAAUUUUCUCGGCAGGACACUGAUACCUCUUCUGAAACGAGUUUUUUCAUCGUCAGAAGAAUUAAACAUAGAUCCUCUGCAGAUAUGUUCGAUUUUUGAUACAAAUGCGUUCGAAGUACGCAAUAAACACGUUAAUAUUCGCGCAGUAUAUUCGAUGGUAUCAUUUCUGCCUCACGACUGCACUCCAAACACAAGACAUCUUUGUGCGGACGAUUAUAGUAUGAGCGUAAUCGCCACAAGGAAGAUUUGCAAAGGUGAAAAGAUUUGCACGACAUACACGCAGACAUUAUGGCCGACAUUGUCACGCCGCACGCAUUUAAAAACAAACAAACACUUCGAUUGCACUUGCCGGAGAUGCUCGGACCCAACCGAAUUAGGAACUUUUGCGGGUUCUUUGAAGUGUCAACAAUGCCAGCGGGGUUUAAUUGUAAGCACGAAUCCUUUGGAUAAAAACGCCGCAUGGAAAUGUCAAGAAUGUGAAGAUGUCGUUGCUGCGUGUCAGGUGGAAACAUUAAAUGCGCAGAUACGCGCCGAGAUUGUAGCCGCUCCGCGAACACCGGAACACUUUGAGAAAUUGUUGCAGAGUUUUUCGCAUUUAUUGCACGCGCAGAAUACGCAUGCGUUGGAGAUAAAGUACGCAUUGGUUCAGCUGUACGAAAGCGUAAAGUGUACGCCGUCCGAGGCUGGACUGCAGCGGCGUGUGGAACUCUGCCAGGAAUUACUGAAGGUGUCCAGCGCACUCGAGCCGGGCUGUUCUAGUUUCAGCGAGACGCUGGAGAACUCCGUGCGCGCCGCCGAAUCGGCACUGAGCAUCCUGCGGGCACGCACCGCCACCGAUUAAUUAUUUUCAGGUUCUGAAGAACGGCGCGCGCGUCGAAGCCGACAUGUUAGUAUUAUUAGUUCGUAGCAUUUGCGAUAGGUCAACUGGUGCUUAAAUAGGUAGAGCAUGCGGACGAUUUUAAUUUAUGCGCUGCGGCGACAUUUCAUAUUUCAGCUGUUGGAACAUUAUCUAUAAUUCCUUAAUUUAGAACGUAAAAAACUAGUUUUAGUUCACUCACCGCCACAUUCACACUCGCAAUUUAUGUUUUUUUGCAAGUCAGCACUGUUUUUAUAUUUGAAUAAAUGUUUUAACGCAU